AUGGAUGAAUUUGGGGAAGGGGAACAAAAAAUUCAAGAUGAGUUGAUAGCUCGAGAAAUUGUCAUUAAUGAUGCUGAUUCUGCUGUUCGCUACAAACUCACAAAACGUCAGACCCAGGAAGGGAUCCAAAAGUGCACUGGGGCCGUAGUAAUAACAAGGGGCAAAUAUCGUCCUCCAAGCGCAGCCCCCGAUGGUGAAAAGCCACUCUAUCUUCACAUUUCUGCUGGUGCACAUAUAAGUUUGGAGACGACAGUGAAACGGAUAAAAGCAGUUGAUCUUGCAGCUGCCAUGGUUGAAGAGAUGUUGAAACAAGGUUCUAUCAACAAUGUUGGAACGGUUACUAAUCAUCUGAGCACAUGUGUGUAUCUGGGUUUUGAAGCAGACCCAUCCUUGAACAUCGCUGCUCGUAUUCGUGGGCCAAAUGACCAGUAUGUAAAUCACAUUAUGAAUGAAACAGGAGCAACUGUCUUACUAAGAGGACGUGGUUCAGGAAAUUCUGAAAGUGCAUUUGGCGAAGAAGGAAAGCAGCCACUGCAUUUAUACUUGUCGAGUAACAAUCCAAAAAGUAUUGAAAGUGCAAAGCUUUUGGCUGAAAAUCUUUUGGAUACAAUCAGCAUAGAGUGCUGUGCCUCUAGGUAAUUAGGUUUAAUUUUUGCUUAUGUUUAUAUUAGAGUAUAU
Molecule: messenger RNA, 678 nt
Organism: Camellia sinensis
Lineage: Eukaryota; Viridiplantae; Streptophyta; Magnoliopsida; Ericales; Theaceae
Source: RefSeq, a predicted model, not a curated record